Ceutorhynchus assimilis (cabbage seed weevil) is the source of this 868-nucleotide messenger RNA. Lineage: Eukaryota; Metazoa; Arthropoda; Insecta; Coleoptera; Curculionidae. The record is from the annotation of a GenBank genome assembly.
UUGAAAAUUAAAAUGUUAUUUUCUAUGUGAUUUUUGCGUAAAAAAUCGUAAAGCAAAUAUAUGAAUGUGUUUUAAGCAUUCUAAAACCUCAAAUUGAAAUCUGAUGAUGAAUUUGCACUAGUUUUUAUACAGAAUCACGCUAAAAAUCGCAAUUAAUUCAACAAAAACUUUUCUCCUAAUCUGAAAAAUGAAAACAAUAUUUUGUAUAAUUACUCCAGAAUUGAACAAAUACGAUAAAAUAAUACUCGAAGAAGACUGCUUGGAGCACCAAAACAAAUUUAGCCUGAAACACCAUCAAAAACCAUUCAAAUCAUUAAAAAUCGAUUGUGCAUUUGUACAUUAUUUUGUUAGAGAGCUCAGUUUAAGUUAUUUUUAUCGGAACUGUGUUAUAGAAAACCUUUUGAAUUGGAAAGGACCUGAUUUGUUAAUGUUAGUUCCUACUAAAAAGAAUUUAAUAGAUUACAAUUGGAAUGAUAGAUUAAAUGAAUUAGUAAGAGAAAGGUGUGAAGUGGACCAUGCACUUAGUUGGCUAUCAACUUUAGGCGGUGCCUUUUCAGCUCUAGGCGAUUAUUUUGAGAAUUGUGCAGAAACUGCAGGAAAAAUUUCUUUUCACCAACUAAAAUUAGCUAUGAGAAUUGAUGAUCCCAAUAUACAAUCCAGAUGUCGUCUGUAUUUAAGUUUGAGCUUAAUUCAAAAAAAGAAAUACCGUUUGGCUUCAAGGAUUGUUCGAACGGAGUUUCAGCUUGCCAGAAAUCAAACUGUGGUAGAUAGUAGACUAGUUAAAAUGUGUAAAGGUAUUUGGUCCAAGUUGCAAUAUGAACAUGGGUUGUAUAGGAAAAAUAGGGUAAUAAAAAGAUGAGGUGUUUCA